Molecule: messenger RNA, 597 nt
Organism: Didymella exigua CBS 183.55
Lineage: Eukaryota; Fungi; Ascomycota; Dothideomycetes; Pleosporales; Didymellaceae
Exons: 2
Coding region: 163-489 (108 amino acids)
Source: RefSeq, a predicted model, not a curated record
ACUCUCAAUAGUCGUUCGUAGCUGUGACACUCCUUCCGCCAACACAGCACCCUGCAAUCUACAGCCAUACAACUUAUAGCCCCCACCCAAGUCCUCCUUCGAUACCACACACACACACACACACACACACCAUACACACACAAUACACACACACCACACACCAUGCCCUCCUCAUUCUCCUCGCAAACCUUCUCCUCAAGCUCGUCCUCGAUAAACGGCCGCACCACCUCGCGCACACAGUCCACGUACAGCGAUGCAAGCGGCACGCGCGUGCACCAGACGACCCGCGAACCGGGCCGCGCGCCGCGCGAGGAGCGGUUCGAGCUCGGUAGUGAUGGGAGGAGGCUUGCAGACGGCAACUCGGGGCGGAUUACGGACGUGAGCGAUGUGGAGGAGAAGGAGGAGAAGGAGGCGAGGGAGAGGGAGAACGAUAGACUGUAUGAGGAGAGAAUCGAGGAGGAGUAUGCCAAGCGAGAGGGCGGUGCGUGAGGGCGGUGCAGGGGGGUGUGCACGCGCAGGGUAACGGAUCACGAGACUGGUUAAUGCUAGGAAAUUUCACUCCUGCGGCUUCUCUUCUCUUCCCUUUGCUUGUCUUCU